GAGAGAGGGAGCAGGCCAGCAUGAGCAUUUUCUAGAGCGCACGUCGUGUAGGAUACUGGGGAGUGUCUUGCUCGAUGUAGGCUAGAUGCAUUUUUUGUAGAACUGGAAAAGCAACGGUGCGAUUGUCCGUCCUUCGCUCGCCUUUGUCAGAGCGCUCUCAUAUCGCGGUGUGCUUUCAUCGGCUACACUAGGCUACCUUUUCCUCUGGGAGAUAUCCGUUUCGUUUUUAAAUCGUCAUCAAAGCGGAAUGAAUGACAAAGACAAAGGCUGAUAUCAGUUCGCCCACUCAUUUCGUCUCGCCUAAGGAAAAAAGGCAAAGACAGAAAAUGGAAAGCGGGAACGAGACUGGCGACAGUGUGCAGGCGCAAGCACCCUCCAAGCCGCACCAAUUCGAACAGCAGCCGGCGGUGCAGCAGCAGCCGCUACAAGGGAAAGACAAAAAGAAAGUCAACAGGGCUCCCUCUCCAGCCAGACCCAAAGAUGGUCCUGGGUGGGCCCUCACUAAAAUCAGAGGCGGUAUUGGUACACCGACGCUCAGCGUGAAACCAGGGGCUAUAUACAUCGGGAGCCGAAUGUCAAGGCGCAGCCCCGGGAGCGGCAAAGACGCCAAGUUAGAGAAAGGGAAGCUGUCGGGGAAAGCCAUGUUGUCAGUUGCUCCAAAGGGUAACGGCAAGUCUACAAAGGUCGGCCGGAGGAAAAUUUCGGAUGCCAGCAACAUUUCAGACGACCUGAGCAAAGACUCUGGCUGUGCCCCUGGAAAGCUUUCCCCUACAGGCAGCAGUUCUGAGCUCUCCGAUUGUGCUUCGGAAGAAAACAAACUUUCCACGGACGCAUUGAGUAGUGACACUGAAACCAGUAGUCGGGGUAGGGCAGCAGACAAUGAGAAGUCUGUUAAAACAAAACAAAUAUCCAGGAGACCUGGUAAACUUGUGGAUGAUGGUUCUAAGACGGCAGAAGAAAGGGACCGUCUCUCUAUUGGCAUGGAGAGUGGGGAAGGCAGCAUCUCUCCGGGUGACGAGAGAUCUGCUACCUCCUUCGACAGUCGGAUGCUUGCGAGUACUUCAUUGGCAUUUUCUGAUCUGACAGAAGAGUUUGUGGACGGAGCGCACGAAGAAUUUGUCAGAGAAAUAGAAGAACUACGCUCUGAAAACGACUACUUAAAAGAUGAGAUCGAGGAGCUGCGUUCUGAGAUGCUGGAGAUGAGGGACAUGUACAUGGAGGAGGACGUCUACCAGCUGCAGGACCUGCGGCAGCAGUUUGAUCAGGCCAACAAGACCUGCCGCAUCCUGCAGUACCGCCUGCGCAAGGCCGAGAGACGCAGCCUGCGUGUGGCCCAGACCGGGCAGGUGGACGGGGAACUUAUUCGCACCCUCGAGCAGGACGUCAAGGUGGCCAAAGACGUGUCCAUCCGCCUGCACAACGAGCUGGAGUCAGUGGAGAAGAAGAGGAGCAACCUGGAGCAGGAGAACGAGGAGCUGAGAGUCCACCUGCAAGACCUAGAGGUGGCCAAGCAGGUCCUCCAGACAGAGAUGGAGAAGAGCAGAGAGCAGAAUUCCCAGAAGAAGAGGGGCUCUGAGCGACGCUCCAAUGGCAAGCUGGAGAAGAAAUCCACCCUUCAGCCUGAGGACAGCUCGGACCUGAAGUGCCAGCUGCACUUUGCCAAGGAGGAGUCGGCGCUCAUGUGCAAGAAGCUGACCAAGCUGGUGAAGGAGAGCGAGAGCAUGCGCGAGGAGCUGGCCAAGUUCCGCUCGCUCUACGGCCAGGUGGACGCGGCCAUCACCGUGGAGGAGGUGGCUGACUCGCCGCACACGCGCGAGGCCGAGGUGCGCGUCCACCUCAAGCUGGUGGAGGAGGAGGCCAACCUGCUGAGCCGGCGCAUUGUGGAGCUGGAGGUGGAGAACCGCGGCCUGCGCGCCGAGAUGGACGACAUGAAGGGCCAGGACAUGUUGCCGGGGGGCAUGGGGGUCGGAAGCGGCGGCGGCAACGGCGGCCUCCUGCUGCUCCCGGGCACCGAGAACGUGGUGGAGCUGCAGCGCCACCUGCAGUUUGUGGAGGAGGAGGCGGAGUUGCUGCGGCGCUCGCUGAUGGAGCUGGAGGACCAGAACAAGCUGCUGAUGAAUGAUCUCAACCGGUGCAAGUCGGAGCUUCCACCACCAACACCGGCGUCGUGCAGCGAGCCGGACUCCCCAGCCUCCUCAUCCCCAGGCCCCAUGAGCACCACACUCUUGGAGGAGGAGGCAGCAGCAGCGGCAGGCAAGGAACCAGUGGUCACAGGCGACGAGACCACCUCCCACAACAAGGACCUGCUGGCCGCGCGGCUGCAGAUCGGCGAGCUGAACGGCAAGGUGAAGAAGCUGCAGUACGAGAACCGCGUGCUGCUGUCCAACCUGCAGCGCUGCGACCUGGCCGGCAGCCAGCGGCCCGCCAUGGAGACGGACGCCGAGGCCGGCGACUCGGCAGAGUGCGUGCCCAACGAGGGACUCCGCGAGGGACCCGUGGGCGGCGAGGGACACGAGUCGGCCGAGGACGGCCACCGCGAAGCCGCCCUGGAGAAGCCCGCCGCUCUGGGCCUUCUGAUCUCGGACUGUGGCCACGCCCAGGCACCCUGCCUUCUGAAGAACCGAGAGUCCCUCCUGGCCAUCCACAAGCAGGCCCAGCUGGUCAACACGGCCAUCCAGCUGCUGAUCUCGCCCGACUCGGGCUGCCUGCUCUCGGCCGCCUCCGCUGACGCUCUCUACCGGAAGCUGGUGGGCGGCGACGGAGGGGCUGCGGAGAACGUGAUCUUGGAGAAGAGCCCGUCGUCUCCCUCCGCCGACCUCUCUCUGGUGGAGGCUCUGAGAGCCCGCCUGCGGGGGCUGCAGUCCCAGCUGGAGAGCUUUGUGGAGCGCUUGGAGACCCUCGGAGACUCCUCCCCAGGGAGGGAGCAGGUGGAGGGGGCCUCCCCGCAGCCGUUGCUGUCCGAGUCCGGGGGCCCCGUUGUGGGCAUGCCUUCUGCCUCAGCCCCCUGCCCUUCAGACGGCUCUGCUGGGGCCAUCACUGCUGAACAGAAGUCUGACUUUAGGGACCAAUUAGAGUUGGAGGUCAAAGGUCAAGAGCCCUGUGUAAGUAAAUCAGAAGAGGCCCGCCACAGCCACCAAGACAGCAACAAGGACCUGCACGCCUACGGCCAAGCUGUGGACACAAAAGAAGCGGAUCUGGCCCUGAGUAAUGAUGCCCUUCAGGCUCAUCUGAGUGAUGCCAGGCAGAAGGUGGAGGGUACAGAGCAGGAGCUCAGUCUAGAGAGACAAGCACACCGAGAUGACACACACAGCUCUACGCACAGGCUUAGCCAGUUGCAGGAGGAGCACCAGAAGGCCUUGGUGCGGAGAGACUUCCAGCUCCAGAGCUUGAGCCUGCAGAGUCGUCUCCAGCAGAAGUUCUGGAGCCAGGAGAGGAACCAGCUGGUGCAGGAGUCCCAGCAGCUCAAGCAGAGCCUGGUGCUGCUCAGCCUCAAGCUGCGCUGGUUCCUCAAGCAGUGGCGCCUGGGCAAGAAGCUGGAGGGAGACGCCAAGGACAUCCUGGAGGUGAACAAUGUGAAGGACCUGUGUCUGCUUCUGGAGGAGGAGGCCCUCAGCCCUCACCAGGGAGAUAACAAGAUGCCUGCAGCUGAGGAACAGCAGCCCCUCAACCCCACCUCUAAGGAGCAUUGUCUUCAGAGCUACAAACAGAAGGGAAGUGUCAGCGCCACGCUGGCAGAUCUGCAAGGUGCUCUCCAGGACCUGAGCGUGGAGCUGCGGGAGGAGAGGCAGGGCUCCCUGGAGCUCACCCAGCAGUUUGCCAAGGCUAAGGCCGCCUGGGAGGUGGAGAGGACCGAACUCAAGAGCCUCAUCACUCAGCUGGAGGGUAAAUCAGGGAAGUCCGGGGCGCUCCUGGCAACAGUGGCCGCCGACAAGGACCCUCCAGACCUGAAGGGGUCGCUGAAGCGGGAGCACGCUGAGCACCAGCACCUGUUGGCCGAGUCGUACGCAGCAGUCAUGGACCUGACCAAGCAGCUGCAGAUCAGCGAGAGGAGCUGGGGCCGCGAGAAGAUGGACCUGCUGGAACGUCUCAACCAGGAGCGCAGCCAAUGGGAACAGCAGCUGCAGGAGGCCCAGAGCAGGACCGAGCAGGCUAUGGGUGACAAGAUUACAGAGAGGGUGAGAACAUCUGACGCAGAAACAAAUGGGACAUCCUUGCAGAGGACCAAGUCCAUAUCUUCUAUUAUGGAGCUGGACUCUCUCCUGGACACAUGUCCCUUCUUCAACAGCACAGAGGCUGACAAGCUCCGCUCUCCCGGCAGCUCCUCACCGCUGGCCUGCAGCGACCUGAGCGGCCUGAACCGCAAGAACUGGCGGUACCUGACGUCCGAGUGUGCCCCUGGCGACCAAGGGGAUGCCUUCAAGACCUGGGACUGCCCCAGCACCAGCAGCAGCAGCAGCUUCCCCGGCCUCGACCUGUGCCGGCACCUGGUCCCCCAGCGCAGCUACACGGCCCCCGACAAGACGGGCAUUCGCAUCUACUACAGCCCACCAGCGGUGCGGAGGAUGGAGGCCAGGCUGCCCAGGGCCCGGGCCCAGCAGCAGCAGCCUCCACACACACACAGAGGCCACUCCUCCAGGAUAGGAGGGGCCGAGGGCCAGACAUCUGUGUCAGCCCCUACCUCCAUCAGCUCGCUGUCGUUGGCGUAUGACCAGUGGCUGAGCACGCUGUCGCAGCAGCACAGGGAGAUGCUGCAGGGGAGCCCGGGCGUCGGAGGAGGCGCGCCGUUCCACGGCCUGGAGAUUUCGGGAAACCUGAGCGACGACAUGAAGGAGAUGACCAACUGUGUGCGGCAGGCGAUUCGCUCAAGCUCGCUGGAGCGCAAGUGCAACAAGGACACCGGCAGUCAGACGGUGGGGGUGAGCAGCACUGGCACGCAGACGGCGCGCCUAGUCAGCGUGGGGAUGCAGACUGAAGGACCUAGUGCCGGCACCGCGGCGAGCCGGACGGGGCUCCACGGUAAGAGCUGGUCGCCGCGUCCGUCCUCCUCCCUGGCGUCGGCGCGCUCGCGCCAGAUCUCCUCCUCGCUGGAGAAGGUGGCCAGCCGCAUCGACCGGCCCUGCUGCUCGCCCAAGUACGGCUCGCCCAAGCUGCAGCGCCGCGUGUCGGCCUCCUCCUCGAGACUGGAAACCAGCUCCACCACCAGCGCCUCCUCGGCACGCGACCGCAGCCUCUGGAGCCUCCACCAGCGCAGCACCUCCUGCGGCUCGGCCUGGGCGCGCUCCACCACCACCCGAGACUCGCCCGUCCUCAGCGGCCUGAACGACGGCCUGUCCAGCCUCUUCAGCGUGGUGGAGCACACGGGCAGCUCCGAGGCUCUGUGGAAGGCGGACGUGGGCACCUCCAGCCCCAGUCGGCAGCAGCCUGCGGGGAAGCCGUCCUGCCCCAGCCCGGGCGUGGGCCUCGGAGACUCUCCGGUGGGCAUGGGGCCACACAGGUACGGUGCCAUGCAGGAGUUCAUCAGGAAUGUGUGCGGCAGCCGCACGCCGACACCUGGGCCCGGGGUGGACGAGCCCAAACCGGACUGCCUGUCAGGACUGCUGGUGGGAAGUGACAGCGUGACCAAGAUCGUCAACAAGCGGUUCAUGAAGCCCCCGCGAGACGACCUGCCGGCUGUAGCAGCUCUGGGGAAAGACGCCGGCCUGAAAGACGGCCUACCUGGCACGUUAGAGGACUCUGUGUGUGACUGUUCAUCUCAGUCAGCCACCUCCUGUCUCUCUCGCCCCUCUCGCUAUGCUGCGCGCCACUCCCAAGGCCAGUGCAAGCACCGUCUGCCUGAGAACAGCCCAACCACAGAUGAGAAGGUGGAGCUCAACGUUGAGUAGUGAAGAGAACAUUCAAGAACUGCACCUCCCUUGCACACUGCCACAAUGAUCUCCUGGCCAAUCCCACGUCAAGCUACUCGCAUCACACUACUACAAGCUUGCAACACACACACAUACUGCACACACACACACACACACACACACACACACACACACACACACACACACACACACACACACACACACACACACACACACACACACACACACACACUUCAUGCAUUGCACAUUCACAAACUGCCACACACUGCCACAAUCCUAAAUAUACUGCCAUGUUUACAAAUUCACAAACAUUAUAACACAUACUCAUUGACACCUCCUACACAUAUUUACAUUAAAAAACGCACAUAUGCAUGAGAAAAAAACACAAGCGCACGAAUGCACAAGCAUUGUUAUGAACACACAAAACAACUCCUUGAGGAACCGCAGUGGUGAAUCCCCCACACCCACGCGCUGAGCCUAUUCCACCCCCCACCACACCACAGGCCAGCCAGCACACGUGAAGGCCAAGGAACAGGAGAGGGAACCAUAUUGUAGACAUCCCCUCGUCUCUCCACCAGUAGUGUAGAUGUAUCACCAGCAGGAUUCCCCAACCCACCAACUCUUUACCUCCUCUUUUCAAUGUCAGUAAAUCUGUAUGCACCAGGACAGCAGCUGUUCCCGCUCUAUCAAUACCAAUGAUGUCAGGACUCUUACCAACAACAUGUCAAGGCCACCUCCAGCCAUUCAAACGGAACUUAACAACCAGGAAAUACUCACACCGUCGUGUACAGCUCUUACCAAGAGGAUGUCUUAUGGCUAGAUCUACAACACACACCAACACACCUGCGCCUCAUCUCAGUUCAAAUCCAGUUGCUCAUGAUGUCCAAAUGUCAGUUUUGAGUUCAUGAUUUUUUUUUCUUCUGCACAAUGAUUUGAAAUUGAGUAUUUCUGCAAUUGGAUGCUGAAAAUCAGAAAGCCUGAAUAGAUCCAGAUGUAUCUAGGACACAGGACAUGUGUCGUCGAGUUGUCACUUCUCAAAUGAACCGCUAUGGCCUUUUCCCCUCAGUGAUGGUGGAGAGAGGACGCCCCUGCUCUGUUGAAACCCACAAUCCCACAAGUUUUCAAGCUGUCACAACACAACACACUCUGUGCCUCUGUUGAAGACCCCCUUUUAAGGGAGUAUGUUCCAGCCUUCAGACAGACACAUCUACAAUGAGAUGAGACAUACAUACACAACAACACCAACACCCCCCCCCCCACCCCCCCCCCCCCCCCCCCCCCCCCCCCCCCCCCCGACAACUUAACAGUAUUUGUGGGACCAUCUUGCCUCUUUUUAAAUGUUGACGUCUGCGUUGAUACUGCUUUGACAAUGUAAACUGCCUAAUGCUACCUUGACUCUUUUUUUGUAAUUAGGAUAACAAUCUGGAUGUACAGACACAAUUUGUCUGAAUUUCCCCCCUUUUUGAGAAGAUUGAUGGACAAUUUGCAUUUUAUGAUGUUGGACUGAAUAUGUAGUAGUCCCCCUGUAGAGGCACAUGUGGACAGUAGCGUGUAGCAGGACUUGAGGACUGUAGGAGCUAUCUGCUUGAAGCUCAAUCGUAGGAACACAGGGUUGUGGUUGGUACAGCAAGAGCCAUCCGGUCCCAGCUGUAGGGAUGAUUUCCUUGAAGUAUUCCAAGUUAAUGGUCCCCUUGUUAGAGUAAAGGAAUGACUGUUGCAGCUAGGUAUUACUCAGCUUUUUACAGCCAGAUUUGAAAAUCGUUUGUUAUCCUGUGUAUUUCUCUCAUGGUGCGUGUGUGUGUGUGCGUGCGUGUGUGCGUGUAUGUGUGAGGGCAUGCUGUAAUAUGUCAGUAUGCCUUAUGGCUUGUUAGUGCCCUGCAUUGUCCAGUGCUAUUCCAGUGCUCUCUUGAAGGUCACCCCUGCACGCUCAUUCCUCUCCUACCUGUCAAACAUUCCCUCUCUUUAACCCUUUCUUUCUCUGUCUCUUACACACAAUUUCGCGUUCUUUUUCUCUCUCUCUCUCUCUCCCUCUCUCUCUCUCUCCAUCCUGCUUAUACAAAGGGUUGAAGGUUGUCGCAGAAGCACAUACAGUAAGGGUCAGCUUCUUAUUAAUGUCAUUUUAAUACAACUGUAUGCAAUAGUUAAUUUAACCAGAACAUUUUUUUCAAUGGUCUUUUGUUUUGUUGAUGUUUUUGAUGAUUGAUGCAACACUGCAAUGAGGACAAUGCAGUUUAAGAAUAUUGUGCGUUAUCUGUGCGUACUGCUGUGCCUGUCCUACUUUCACAGUAACACCAAAUGCAGCAUCAUAUCAGGAGUACCUGGAUAUUUUAUUUAUUUAUUUUCUGUGGAGAAGUAAACACCUCUUUUAUCUUCAGAUGAAAGCCAUGAAGUGGAACCAUGAAAUGUUGCAGCAGGGUUCCUUUCCUCAAAACGUGUUGAUAAUCUUGUGAUCUGUGAUGUUGGUCAUGUGAUUGCCAUCUUCAAUGUAUGAAAUAUGAGUAAUGGUUACCAUUAAUGUUGGAAUCUUACAAUACCACCAUUACAUUGACAGCAAAACAAACGUACAAACAGUCCGUUGGUUAUCCAGCAGCGUAGGCUGGGUCUUUUUCAUAUUGUAAUCGCUCAGCUGCCAUUAAACCACAAUCUUAACUUCAAUCACACUACUAGGAUUCAAGAAAAAAAAGUUCUCUUCAUGCUUAUUUAACAUGUUCUAAGUGAAUCCUUGCUCUAUUGCCUUCUCCCCUGCCUCAAGCUGGGAUAUGCACACGGUGCGUAGGUGUUUUGGCACAAAUGAUGGGCUUCAUCAAGUAUUGGUUUGUGGAUUACCCUUUGGCAUCUGAGAAUACACCGAUACACACCUACGGUUCAUACAAACCUGCCAUAUUUGCAUGGAAAUAAAUUGGUUUGGUGUCAUUUUUAGGACGAUCUGUCGAAGUGGACAGAACAAAGAUACCAGUAGACAAGUUUGGAGAUGAUGAAGUAUAGCAUCCAAGUUUUGGCAAAGGACGCGCUCAACUUCUUGGAAAAACGAAAGUCUUUGGGUGCGCGAUAAAAUGUAUUAACUUAAGGAAGAAAAAUCCGCACUCAAAAACGUGAGUAUCACGCACUGAUGAAGGCUUGAUAGCCGAAACGAGUUUGCUUUUUGGACAUGGUGGUAAUAUAAAUAAAUAAUGAGACGCAGUUUGUGAGUGCGGAUUUUUCUUCCUGAAGUAUAGCAUCCCCCAUAUCCCCUCUGUUCAAGAUAACUCUGCUUUUUGAACAGGGCAUUAGCUGAAAUAUAAACUUCAGCAUGGAGCGAGAACAAUUUUCAGGACCGCCAUCAAUCCCCAGAGAAGUUGCUAAAUGUUGAGGGCAGAUAGACACCUAGCUGCCGCUGCUCCUGCUCCUGCUGCUGCCUUUAGUUGCUGCUGUUGCCAUGCCCUGACCCUGCGCAAUGCUACCUCUUUUGACCUUUGACCUUGAUGUAAACAUGUCAUGCAGCUACACCCAUCCAUUCCAUGCCUAUUUAUUUCCUUAAGGUCACAUGAGUGCCUUUUUUGAAAGAAAUAAAACGAUGAGGGAUAACUAACGAAAAUAUUAAGAUGUAGGCCACCACCAUUGUUAAGGUAUAGAGUUUUUCACGUUUUUUUUUCCACGAAGGCAAUGUCAGACACAUUGCCUAUAGCCUGUCUUUAUAGUUUUAUGGUAGAGUGAUAAAAUAAUUCUGUCACAAACCUGUGUAAAUGGAAAGAAAUAGUUAAAAUCAUAAGAUUGCCAUUGUAAAAAAAUGACUGGUACUUGCCUAAGCUUGUAGCUAUCUUGGCUGUUUUGACAGUUAGCCUGCAAGCUCCACCUUUCCCUGGGUGCCAGUAGUCACCUAAUCCCAACCCAAUCCCGCAUCUUGGUCUAGAUGAUCCUUGAAAUAUGUGAUGGGGGAAAGAUCAAACAUUGGGGGAAAUGAGUCCAAAACAGAACCAUUGAUGGCAAGCCAUAAUGGAUUUUUUUAAUCCAGCUCUCUUUUUGUCAGGUUCAUCUAAGAUAAUCAGUUGUUGGCCAAGUUCUGCAAGAAAUUUGUGACCUUGUCUGGUUGACCACUCCUCAUCAAACUCUUGGGUCUGGAGGGCUUAAUUCUUAGUCACUGAUAUGUUGGCAUAAGGCAUACUAUAGACCUGUUCUUCAUCCUUGGGAUACUAUUUCAAUUUUGACCAAAAUAAUCGUGAUUAUCAUUUUUCCAGAACUGUUCUUCAUCAUUGGAUUUUAUUCGUUUCUAACCCAACCUCCGUCUGUCAAGCAACUUUCAUUUCACGUCCUCCUUAAAUAGGCUACUCCGCCAUGCAUUGCCCAUGCUCUCCCUCUGUCAUUGCUGCCUAGCAAUAUUUAGAUGUAAUCUUAACUUGCUCAUAUGUUUUGCUAAAUUAUUCUCAUUACAUUUCAUACCCUUUUUGUUUUUUGUUUAGAAAAGUACCAAGACCAAAAUAUCAACAAUGAAAGGAAAGUGGAAAGCCUUGCAUCCCUCUAGAAUAUUUUAACUUACUCUACAUGAAUAUAUUGUUUAUACUCUUUUAACCCCAUUAUGAGAAAGAAACACAGAUGAAUGUUUGAAUUUGAGCGCAGUCCAGUUGAAGUCUGUAGCCCUCUCCCUCCCCUGCCUUUUAGACAUUAAUGUCCCAAUGUAAAUAGCAGAAGAAUGAAAAGAAAUGCAAUAGAAUUUUGAAUUACUGUCAUGGGGAGGGGUGGAUUUGGUUGUAAGCUCAAAUAUAAUUUCAUGUUGUUUGCUGAACUUCACAAAUAAAUGUUUCAUAUACAAGUGUA
Engraulis encrasicolus (European anchovy) is the source of this 10655-nucleotide messenger RNA. It is a transcript of the gene mtcl2, whose product is annotated as microtubule crosslinking factor 2. NCBI's taxonomy places the organism in Eukaryota, Metazoa, Chordata, Actinopteri, Clupeiformes, Engraulidae. The record is from RefSeq and is a predicted model, not a curated record. Bases 252 to 5882 code for a protein of 1876 amino acids. The transcript is spliced from 14 exons. Gene Ontology annotation, biological process: regulation of autophagy.